AUGGCCUCUCUGCACAGCCCUGAGAGGCCAACAGGCGAGAGGCGGGACAUGGCAGACUCUCCUGGUGUCCCCCCGAGUGCCAAUGCUCACCACCUGUUUAGAGGAUUCAGUUUUGUGGCCUCCAACCUGGUCCAGGAGCCCUCACAGCAGGAUCUUCACAAAGUCCCUGUUCACCCGAUCGUGCAGCAGUUACACGGGAACAAUAUCCACUUCACCGAUGGCUACGAGAUCAAAGAGGACAUCGGGGUGGGUUCCUACUCAGUGUGCAAGCGAUGUGUGCAUAAAGCCACUGAUGCAGAGUACGCCGUGAAGAUCAUCGAUAAGAGUAAAAGAGACCCCUCAGAAGAGAUCGAGAUCCUGCUGCGGUACGGCCAGCACCCAAACAUCAUCACCCUCAAAGACGUCUACGACGACGGCAAGUUCGUGUACCUGGUCAUGGAGCUGAUGCGUGGCGGCGAGCUCCUGGACCGCAUCCUCCGGCAGCGCUACUUCUCGGAGCGCGAGGCGAGCGACGUGCUGUGCACCAUCACCAAGACCAUGGACUACCUCCACUCCCAGGGGGUUGUUCAUCGAGACCUGAAGCCGAGUAAUAUUCUGUACAUGGACGAGUCUGGAAACCCGGAAUCCAUCCGCAUCUGUGACUUCGGGUUUGCCAAGCAGCUGCGAGCGGAGAACGGGCUGCUGAUGACGCCCUGCUACACCGCAAACUUUGUGGCCCCCGAGGUCCUGAAGCGGCAGGGCUAUGAUGCGGCGUGUGACAUCUGGAGUCUGGGGAUCCUGCUGUACACCAUGCUGGCAGGAUUUACCCCUUUUGCAAACGGACCAGACGAUACUCCCGAGGAGAUUCUGGCAAGGAUUGGCAGUGGGAAAUACGCCCUUUCAGGGGGAAACUGGGAUUCUAUAUCUGACGCAGCAAAAGAUGUCGUAUCCAAGAUGCUCCACGUCGACCCUCACCAGCGCCUGACAGCAGUUCAAGUGCUAAAACACCCGUGGAUUGUCAACAGAGAGUACCUGUCCCAAAACCAGCUCAGCAGACAGGACGUGCACCUGGUGAAGGGUGCUGUGGCUGCCACCUACUUCGCUCUGAACAGAACACCUCAAGCUCCGCGGCUAGAGCCAGUGCUGUCAUCCAACCUGGCCCAGCGCCGAGGCAUGAAGAGACUCACAUCCACGCGGUUAUAGCAGGAAAGCAAGACGCCUGGUCGCCAGCCCCAUGCGUCCCCAGCCCAGCGCCCUCUUGGGCUCGCAGGCGCCGGACUCGGAUCCUGCUCACGGGCACCCUGCCGUGACCACGCGUCCAGCAUGAAGGCAGAACCCGCCUUCGCCGUUUGUGUGUUUUCUUUUUCGGCCCUGGCACAG
Galeopterus variegatus (Sunda flying lemur) is the source of this 1359-nucleotide messenger RNA. Its product is annotated as ribosomal protein S6 kinase alpha-2. Gene Ontology annotation, biological process: protein autophosphorylation; intracellular signal transduction; peptidyl-serine phosphorylation. Lineage: Eukaryota; Metazoa; Chordata; Mammalia; Dermoptera; Cynocephalidae. The coding region runs from base 1 to 1182 and encodes 393 amino acids. The transcript is spliced from 10 exons. Gene Ontology annotation, molecular function: ATP binding; ribosomal protein S6 kinase activity; calmodulin binding. The record is from RefSeq and is a predicted model, not a curated record. Gene Ontology annotation, cellular component: cytoplasm; nucleus.